UUCAACUUUGUCAACAUGGCGCCCAGUGAUAAAAAGAGGCUCCCGCAGGUGCCUGAAUCCCUGCUGAAAAAACGUAAGCAGAACGCCGAAUCCCGGGCAAAGAAGGCAAAGGCUGCCAUUCUUGACAAGAAGGCACAGCGCGCCAAGCGGACCGUCAUCUUCAAGCGUGCCGAGAAGUACGUCAAGGAGUACCGCAAUAAGGAAAAGGAUGAGAUCCGCCUCUCAAGAGAAGCCAAGAAGCAUGGUAACUUCUUCGUGCCUGAACAGCCCAAGCUUGCAUUCGUAACCAGGAUCCGUGGUAUCAACGGCGUACAUCCCAAACCAAGGAAGGUCAUGCAGCUCUUCAGGUUGCGACAGAUCAACAAUGGUGUCUUCGUCAAGCUCAACAAAGCCACACUUCACAUGCUUAGGAUCGCUGAACCUUUCAUUUCCUGGGGAUACCCUAACUUGAAAAGUGUCCGUGAACUGAUCUACAAGCGAGGAUAUGGCAAGAUCGAGGGACGAAGGACUGCUCUCACUGACAACGCCAUAAUUGAGCAGAAAUUAGGCAAGUUCGGCAUCAUCUGUAUGGAGGAUCUCAUCCACGAGAUCUUCACAGUCGGACCAAACUUCAAACAUGCAUCCAACUUCCUCUGGCCCUUCAAGCUAAACACGCCGAACGGUGGAUGGAGAAAGAAGGCCAACCACUUUGUUGACGGUGGUGACUAUGGCAACCGGGAGGAACACAUGAACACGCUGUUGCGACGAAUGAUCUAAGUCGUGUAAAAUAAAAAAAUAAUAAAUUAAAUACUUGUACAUGAAAAA
This is a messenger RNA of Lineus longissimus, 804 nucleotides long. RefSeq names its product large ribosomal subunit protein uL30-like. Gene Ontology annotation, molecular function: RNA binding; structural constituent of ribosome. The transcript has 6 exons. Gene Ontology annotation, biological process: maturation of LSU-rRNA from tricistronic rRNA transcript (SSU-rRNA, 5.8S rRNA, LSU-rRNA). The coding region runs from base 16 to 756 and encodes 246 amino acids. Gene Ontology annotation, cellular component: cytosolic large ribosomal subunit. The record is from RefSeq and is a predicted model, not a curated record. Lineage: Eukaryota; Metazoa; Nemertea; Pilidiophora; Heteronemertea; Lineidae.